Messenger RNA from Phialemonium atrogriseum, 928 nucleotides. RefSeq lists its product as uncharacterized. The transcript has a single exon. Bases 67 to 471 code for a protein of 134 amino acids. NCBI's taxonomy places the organism in Eukaryota, Fungi, Ascomycota, Sordariomycetes, Cephalothecales, Cephalothecaceae. The record is from RefSeq and is a predicted model, not a curated record.
CUACAGCUUUUGCUCUCUGCGCUGCCAGAUGGUUUCCAUCCCAUCAUCCAGAAUUGUAUCGGAACAAUGGAUGCCAUUCUGUUCUUGCCGAUGGUGCUUCUCCACCGAGACUUUGGCGCCGGCAAUAUCAUGGUCGACGAGACAUCCUGCCACUGGGUCGGCAUCAUCGAAUGGGCGGAAGCUGAAGGCUGCCCAUUCGGGCUAAACUUCCAUUACCUUCAAGCCCUGACAGGGAAACUCCACCUACGAGCGGCUGGAUACGUUAGGAAGAUUACGCCACUUUGCAGGAUGUACCUUGGGACACCUUCAAGCAGGAAGUUGGAGGUUGACGGGGGACAGCAUCCAGACCAUCAACCUCGCAAGCAUCACAAUGUUUGCUGCUUUCUCGUGGCUUCGCCAGCCGGCUUGCGGAUGGGCCUGACCCUAUACCUAUUACUGACGCUGGGCGUGGAUGGUACAGGUACAACAUAAUCUUUUUCACGGAUUCUUCAUCAAUCUAGAUACGAGAUUCGAAAACCUUGAUCGAGAAGCAGAUUAAAUGACACCUCUUGGGGCAAUCAUGGCGGAGAAGAUGCUGGUACUCCUUGCAUGGGCGCUCCAAGGCAAGUUGGCUCUCUCGGCGCAUGGGCCAUCGUCGGAUCUGGGUCGAUCGGGAGUCGGGCGUGAGUUCGGACAUGAGGAGGGGUGGCGCCAAGCAGUUUCUGUUGCCUGCCGGAAGUUCGAGAAAAAUGAAAUUGGAAGGUGGUUAGAUUUUGGACAAGCAGCUGGCAGUUUAUCACAAGCGCCAUUGAAGGGUUUAGGCUUGUUUCGAGUAGCCGCCAGGUCCAAGGUCCAACGGGAAUGGGGGAAAUGUGCAGCUUGAGUGAGUCCAUUUAUAUCGAAGGAUUCGGGAUUCGUGCAUGCCGGAAGGAACUCGGUUGUUAGGAAA